Messenger RNA from Anopheles marshallii, 1623 nucleotides. RefSeq lists its product as uncharacterized. The transcript has 5 exons. Lineage: Eukaryota; Metazoa; Arthropoda; Insecta; Diptera; Culicidae. Gene Ontology annotation, biological process: negative regulation of TOR signaling; negative regulation of protein kinase activity; neurotrophin TRK receptor signaling pathway. Gene Ontology annotation, cellular component: cytoplasm. The coding region runs from base 1 to 1623 and encodes 540 amino acids. The record is from RefSeq and is a predicted model, not a curated record.
AUGUUUGCCUGCCCGUGCCUGAACGUGUCGAUAGCCGUAAACGAUGAGAGCACCAUCCCCAGCAGUACAACCACCACCGAUCCCGGACGAGUGACGCUGAAGAACGGAAUUAUCUCGGUGCGGCCACCAGCGGCCGUAAUUGCCGGGCUUGCGGAAGGAAAAUCCCGCGAGCUGGCCAGCUUCUUCCAGGAGUCGAUUGGACCCCUGCAAGAGGCCAACGUGACCAUACAGCUGGCAAUGAUGCUAAAGACAAUCCCGUGCGAUGGCUGGAACGUGUGCAAAUGUCAGAACUGUGGUGCCGUCGCCUUUGCCCGUGAUUCUUCCAACUCGGCAACCAUCCUGAUCAAUGGGACACUAGCGAUCACUACCGACGAAGUGAACCGACGCAAAGGGCAGGAAAACUAUUCACCCGCGUUCAGGAUCGUGCUCGAUGGUCGGGCGGCCGAUUUUCGCGGUUUUUACCGCAAGGACCAGUACCGCAACCUGUUUACGGCGGCGGCCAACACGCUCGACAGUACGAACGAUCGGAACGAGCUGCUCGUAUCGUUGCGCGCGUUUAUGCUUGCCGAAACGCAGUCGGCUAACGAACGGAUUGCCCGCGUCACACAGGAGCAGAACGAGCAGCUGAGCCAUGUGCGCGAUCGGGCGGAGCAGGACUAUCUGUUCCUGGCGCAAACAUUCGUACCUGAACUACUGGCUAGUAAAAGCGGCGAACAGCAGGGCGCCGGGACCGCCACUAGCCCCUCGACGGAAAAAGCGUUGCAGCCGCUGCUGACGAACCUCGGUACACCGGGUCCGGCAGCGGAUGUAGCGGACAGUCACUUGGAAACGCCACCCGCAACACCGGAGUGUAUGCCGAUGUCGACCGGUAACAGUCCACCGUCGAUCGUAAACGGUAACGGGGCAUCGGUCAGUCCGGACCAAAAUGCCGGUACCGUGCCCACCGAUGCGGAUACGGACGGUUUCAAGCCGGCUGCCGGCAAUCAGCGGCCCCCGAUUCAGCUGAGCAACAGUGCCGCCAAUACGAUCAACAAUAAUACUACGAACAGCAACCAAGGUGCCAUUAGCAAACCACCAACUCAGCAGCAGCAGCAACAUUCCAUGAGUACAAAUCUCUUUGCCAAUCACGGCAGUACCCUGGGGGCGGCCACAACGGUACCAGGGCUCGCCGGCAGUGUUGGCAACCUAACGGGAGCUACACAUAGAUUUAGCAGCAAUGUCCAUCAACGGCCACAGCAGCAACAGACCAUGUUCGACUCGGACUGUAUGUUCGACAUCGAUGGUAUGGAAAAUGACAAAACGCCACCACCGGACGAUAUUUCUGACGAGGAGCAUUCAGAUUAUGAUGAUAUACCCGAUAACAAUAAUCGAGCGGACGGUGGCAUAUUCAUCCCACGCCAUCAGUACGGACGCCAGACCAGCUCGAUCGCGAAAAGUCUUCCGAUUUCAAUGCCGAAAAAGAUGGCCCCGUUCCGGGCGAACGAAGAUGAUCUCGAUGAGAUGGUGGAAGAUACGGUCGAUAUUGCGGCCAGUAUCAAGGCGCUUGCCAAAAGUGUACACGGCGAAGCGGUGUUUGGCGAUCUUCCACGUCGGCAAAUUCAAAAGUUCACCUCACACAUAUGA